AGGUGGCUAAAACUCGCUAAAAGAUGGCGACGCGCACUUAAUUUUUGUUUUUUCCCACAUAAUAAAGUGUAUUAAGACCAAAAUAAAAGCAGCGGCAGAGAAACAAUCAGAGGCUGUUGAUAAGUGAAUAAAGCGCCGACCCACCGAAACUCUUAGCCAGGGCCGAAAACGAGGCGCGAGUGGAGUGAAACCAAGACAAACAUUGAAAUGUCGCUGGCCCCGCAGAGAGCAACAAGUGUGUGAAAAUCGAAUUGUGGCCGUUUAAAAUGUUUGGAGGAGCAGUCAGUGCGCCUGGCUGCUGCUAGAGCGUUCUGAUCCGCACCAGAAAGUCGGAGUUUAACAAAGGAGCCCCGGAGAGACGCCCCCAGAAGCCAGGCCACAGCGUCUGCACACGUAACCUUGUGUGCGCGUAGCACGGAAGCUGUUUGUUCGGAUUCGGUAUAGGUACAUAUAUAGUUGACCAUUCCCAGUACGUCGGGCACGUCACCGAGAAGGAUGGACACCAGCAGCACCACUAAAUCCGCAGCGGGAACUGGAGAGGGCGACGUUUGUCCCUGCUCCACGGUAGCCACCUCCAAUGAGCAGCCGCAGACGAAGCGCCAGAAGAUCGAGAAGCAGCAGCAGCAGGCCAAAGCAAUGCCGCCCCAGCCGCCGGACAUUCUGGAUUUGGACGCCAACAGCAACAGCCAUUUGUGCUCCUCGCUCUCGUCCUCCUCCUCGCACUCGCACUCCCUGUCCACGCCCAGCAGCGCCAACAACUCGCCCACCACCACGCCCUGCAGCUCCCGGGCCGCCUCCUACGCCCAGUUGCUGCACAACAUCUUGCCACAAAACGGAAGCAGCACAGAGCCGCACGGCCAAACGGAUGCCGCCCAGGACGAGGUGGACCGGGCGGCCAAAUUGCCCGAUCUGCUGUCCCUCAGCACGAGCAACUGCAUCCCAGCGGCAGCAACCAUCGACGACAUGCUGGAGUUCGAGCAGUCCCUCACCCGCCAGUGCCUGUGCGGCGUCUCGGAGCGAACGCUGCGCAAGCCCUUCCAGUCGCACUACUCACAGGACACCAAUGGCCAGAAGCGGAUAGCCUACCUGCGCGAGUGGCCCACCAACAAGCUGCUGCAGUUCCUGUCCAACCUGCAGCUGCUCUUCGACAUCUACCUGAAGCAGAACGCCAAGGGCUUCAUCUGCACGCGGAUAAUGGACGUCUGCGACGCGCUGAUUCGCAACGAUCACAAGCUCAUCGACGAGAUCAUCGUGCUGGCCGGCUACGACAACUCGUAUGUGCAAUUCCUGGCGGGACGUGUGCUAGCCGCAUUCCUGGUGAUUGCCAAGCAGGAGCUGAACGACGAGUGGCUGCAGAAGAUCGUCGACCAGCUGUUUAACUUCGAGCAGCUCGACCAGGCGGCCGUCCAGAAGAUCCACUUCAGCCUGGACAUCAUAAAGCGGAUUGUCGAGUGGAAGGAUGUGGAAAUUCAUCCGCUGGACGAUGACUGGAUGGCGGCGGCGAAUAGCUCAGCCUCCUCGGUGGUGCCCCUCGCCACGGAGGCCUCGGUGAGCUACAUGCACUUUCCCGUGCAGGAGCAGCCGCUGGCCACCAACUAUUUUGCGCUGCAGUUUCGUGAGGAUGCGGAGGCGGAACGGGAAACGUCGCCCGACAGCCGCGAACGCCACAGGCGGCACUUUAACGAGGCGAUGAGCGUCGAGCAGUCCAGCGGCUGCCAUGUGGUCACGCUCACCGACUCGGAGAGCUUCGAUACGACGCAUUUGAAGUGCAUCACCAUCCAGAAGCUGGAGCACAAGUGGCCCACGCUGGUGAAGAACAUGUCCGAGCUGAUGGCGCCAACGCACCAGGAUGCGGCCGAGCACUGUGUGCUCAACUUCCUGCAGCUGUGGGAGAACAUCAUCUCGGUGAAGGCCAAUCUGUCGAUCGACGAGACGCGUCCCUACUACGCCCAGCUGGACAAGUUUGAGCUGCUGCUCAGCCACAGUCUGUCCUGCACGGUCUACAAGCAGAUGCUGUGCCUGUUCAACGAGGCGCUGUGCUAUGGCUCCACGCUGGCGCUGCAGGACAUGCUGCCCGAGGAGACGUGCAAGCUGGCGCACCAGAUUGUCUGUCACGUGCGGGGCUUCCGCAUUUUGGAGUCGCUGCCCCGCCGCCAGCCGGACAACAUGGUCAGCCUGAUUGGCUACAAUGGCCGGCCACUGGUCUAUGCCAGCGGAACUAUAAGUUUGGCACCUGCGGCGAUAGCAGGGAAUGCCGAGCAGGAAGGAGGAGAAAGCGGAGAUCUAAUUGAAAUGGACAAAACGCUGCUGCAAAAGAUGGUUCUCCUAGUGCUAAAGUCAAUAGCGGUGACGGUGAAGGAGAUUCGCAGCGAUUCCUCCGACUCUUCGAUCGAUUCCAGCGACUACGAUGCCUUCCAGGACAUGAUGCUCAUCGAGCGCUCGAUCCGCGAUGUGCUGAGCAAGCUGGAGACGUUCAUCAAGCAGACGCUGGAGUUCCAUCCCGAGUGCCACUUUAGCAAGAUCCUGAUCCACCUGUUCGACGACCAGGACGACCAUCUGAUAGAGGCCAUGGUCUGCACGCUGGACGUAACGUCGGGCAUCUCGUUCCGCAAUAAUGCCUUUCCCGAGCUGGUGGCCAUGCUGAAUCCGGUGUACACCUUCCUGGAGUUCCUCAAGAUGACCUCGAACAGCUCCGACCUGCUGCUGGAUUUGCUGGUGAGCAACGAGACCUGCUUCCUGCUCUACCUGCUGCGCCUGCUCAAGUACAUACGCAUGAACUGGACGAUGUUUGUGCACAGUUGUCACACCUUUGGCAUGGGCAGCGCCAUGCUGGACGAGGCGAUGGGUGUGCUGAUCCGGCUGCGCCUGCAGAUAUCCCGCCUGGUGUCGCGCCAGCUGUAUCCCUACGACAUAUCGCCGGUGCUGCGCCUGCUGGAGAGCUGCGAGAGCCUCUACGAGGGCAACGAACUGAGCUGAGUGCAAGCUUCCAACCCACAUGCAAUUAAAAUACGUAAUUUAUUUUAAUAUUUAAUGGAAUAGGAGAAACUAGCGCAAAAUUCAAUGAUGGAGGAGGAGCCUUGUAGGAUAUACGUGUAUUAGCUCGACCAUAUCUCCACACCCCGAUCCAGUAAAGCGUUUACGAUAGUUAAGUUCCGGCACCCUUUCAUCCGCUUCGCAGGUCUUUUAGGUCUUUUAACCCACAUAGAUACAUAACUGUAUGUAAUUGUCAUUGUAAUGAGCAUCACAAGUUCGUAGUUAGUUCGUAGUUAAUGGUAAUAUCAUAGGUACUGAAUUCCAAACUAAACACUACGCUAGACACUAAGAUUUUUUUAAUCUUGCCCUAAGUAGAAUAAUGUACAAUAGGAU
Messenger RNA from Drosophila takahashii, 3366 nucleotides. RefSeq names its product protein lines homolog (gene lin). NCBI's taxonomy places the organism in Eukaryota, Metazoa, Arthropoda, Insecta, Diptera, Drosophilidae. The record is from RefSeq and is a predicted model, not a curated record.